UGUGUUUAUCCAAUUACCAUAUUUUCAAUGACUUAAUUGACCUACCCUAGGCAUUUUAAAAGGAGGCAGACAAUGUGUUGAACCAAGGAUGGUUGAACUUGAUCUUUCUUUCCCUCUUCAGUAAAUGGUUUCUUCCAUAGGGCAGAGGUCAAAGGGUCGAGGUAAAUAGGUCGACUGGUUUUGAGAGGAGCAAAGUACGGACGCCAAAGUACCGUUAUAUCCCGGGUACUAAACCUGAUAUGAAUCAAUUCUAGUCUCAACCUUAUAUGUCCGCGAGUGAACAUGUCCGCGGGUCUGUCGAGCUCCCUGGCCCCACAUGUGGUGGUUGUUGGAGGCGGGAUGGCCGGGGUGGCGGCGGCACAGCGACUGGUCCAGGAGGGGCUGACCCACGUCAAGAUUCUGGAGGCUAGGGACAGAGUCGGCGGGCGGAUCUGGACACAGUAUUUAGGUUCAGACACCACUCUAGAGCUUGGUGCCAACUGGAUCCAUGGUAGUAUUGGAAACCCCAUCUAUGAGCUAGCCAAGCAGCACGGCCUUCUGAGGGAUGAGGUGAAGCCUGGCGACUUGGACAGACCUACUGUGGGGGAACUGAAGAACGGGAAGUUCCUUAUGCCAGGUGGAAAGGUCAUGGAUGAAGCUGUGGUGGACAGCUUUCUUCAGAACUACAAUGAGAUGAUCGAGGAGUGUUGCGCAGUGUUCGAACAAGGAAUGCCUUCUCAGCCUGUGGAUUCAAUAGGAGAAUUUCUGAGCCGAGAGCUCGGUAAACAGCUGGUCUCCUCAAAUGACACCGAUGCUUCAGUCAAGUGCACCAAAAUGGCCCUGCUCCAACACUUCCUGAAGUAUGAGACUUGCGACAACGGCUGCCACGACAUGAGGGAAGUGAGUCUUAAGUACUUCGGACAGUACAAUGAACUUGAAGGCGACCACAACAACACUUCUGACUUCAGUGCCAUCUUGGAUCUCAUCCUGAAAACCAUUCCUCCAGACUGUAUUGCUUACAAUAAGAAGGUCCAGUGCAUCAGGUGGAAAGAAGAAGGCCAGAAAAGGUCUGAUUCUGCACACGCGUACGAUACACAUGGUGUUGAAGUGGAGUGUGAAGACGGACAGGUCUUCUCAGCUGACCAUGUGAUAGUGACGGUGCCCCUUGGCUUCUUGAAGAAAAACUCCCGGACUCUAUUCCAACCUCCCCUCCCAGAAGAGAAGCUGGCCUCUAUAGAGAGGAUGGGGUUUGGUGUAGUCAACAAAAUCUUCCUCACCUUUCAGGAGCCGUUCUGGGACACAGAGUAUGAUGCACUUCAUCUGGUUUGGGACCAAGACGAAAGCAACCCCAAGACUCCAAAGGAGUGGUACAAGAAGACAUACUGCUUCUACAUUGACAGCAAGGCCCCCAAGACCCUUAUGGGCUUCAUAUCUGGGAAGGAGGCUGAGUACAUGGAAACGUUGAGUGAAGAGGAAAUCUCCAACACUUUUCUCAGCCUUCUUAAGAAGUUCACAGGAAAGGACGACAUCCCCAAGCCUGUGAGAACAAUGAUAACCAGGUGGGGCAGUGAUGCCCUGACCUGCGGCUCCUACUCCUACAUACACGUGGGGGAGAAGGGAGACGAUAUCAGCACUGUAGCCGAGCCUCUCUACAGAGACAACACUGAAGUCCCAGCAGUGCAGUUUGCAGGGGAAGCCACUCAUAGUGAGUUUUUCUCCACCGUCCAUGGAGCCUACCUGUCGGGACAGAGGGAGGCCAACAGGCUGGUUAAUCUGUAUGGUAACAGUGAGAACGGGACAAGGAAAUCAUGAAAUGUGACGGUCUUGGAAAUGUUAAAGAGAGAUGUGUAACUAUGAUAUACUUCUCAAUAUUUUGUCGAGGAAAACCACACACUGACUGACACUGA
Branchiostoma floridae (Florida lancelet) is the source of this 1886-nucleotide messenger RNA. RefSeq names its product spermine oxidase-like. Gene Ontology annotation, molecular function: polyamine oxidase activity. The record is from RefSeq and is a predicted model, not a curated record. The coding region runs from base 283 to 1791 and encodes 502 amino acids. Lineage: Eukaryota; Metazoa; Chordata; Leptocardii; Amphioxiformes; Branchiostomatidae. The transcript has 8 exons.